AUGCCAAUACAUAGAUCAAAUUCAGAUAUUUCACUGGGAGAAUUGGAUGAUAAUGAGAACCAUAAGCUAAAAGCCCUUAAAGAAAUACUUUCUAUUAGAAGAAGAAUCAUAACAGGACUAAAGUUGGAAAGGGCAAGACUUGUGGAGGAGGAGCAGUUCAUGAAAACUCACCAAUCAGACAUUUGCGGUGGAACUGGUGGAUGUAUAGCAGCUGCCACAGAUGCUUCCGAGUCGAACAAGGGAUACUUACUACUACAGAAUGAAAAUCCAAUGACCCUAUCUCUAAAGAACAAAUGGGAAAGCACUCUGAAUUUAUCAGCAGUUGAGCUAAAGGAAUCAUUGGAGAGUGAAAGUUUUGACAAGUCAUUAGUAGACAAGAUUGUGGAAAACACCAAGCAAUUGAACGAAGAGUAUUUUAAGGCCAUAAACAAGCGCAGUGCCACGGAUGUACUUUGGCUUAGGAUCAAGGCGCUGUUUUUUGUUAGAGAAAAGGAAUUGGCCGAAGCAUACAAAAUACAUACGAACAUGAAUACUCAGAUCGUUCAAGAUAGCACCAAAAUUGUCGAUUUUUUGCGACAUCCACUUCUAACCCUAAAGAGUUGA
Molecule: messenger RNA, 603 nt
Organism: Babesia microti strain RI
Lineage: Eukaryota; Apicomplexa; Aconoidasida; Piroplasmida; Babesiidae
Exons: 1
Coding region: 1-603 (200 amino acids)
Source: RefSeq, a predicted model, not a curated record